AUGUGGGAGCCCAAGUCGUACACCAAGACCUUCAUGCUCGUGCCGGCCGACGUGGCCCAGAGCCUCAACGUGCGCUCGGGCGUAGAGCUCAAGGAGCUCGCGCGGUCGGUCAACUGCCUCAUGUACAUCGUCGAUUCGCUCGUCUACAGGGACUGCCGCAUCCUCUGCGUCUCGGGCACGCCGAGCGAGAUCAGCGCGGCCAUGCGCGUGCUCGUGGCGCGCGUACAAGAGAUUCUGCGCGCCAAGUACGUGCCGACCUUCGAGUCGGUCUCGUACAAGCACGACAAGGCCGUCGUGCACAUCAGGUCGGACUUUGCGGCGCACCUCUUGGAGCAUGCGUCCACGCGCCUCAUGCAAGUGGCCGACGCCACGCACACGCGCAUCCACAUCACGUUUGCCGACGAGAUGGUCAUAGCGUCACCGCUGCGGCGGCUGCACAUCUUGGGCGAUGCCGAGAACGUCAAGGACGCCUGCGACCGCCUCCACCAGGUGCAAUCCGACUUUGAAGCAAAGCCGUCGGACCCGAGUCGCCUCAUCUAUACGCUCCGCCUCGUCUUGCUCACCCGCGACGUGAUGGACAUUGACAAUGUGCGCAUGACUGUGAUGUACGAACAGCUUCAAGUCGAGACCAAGCUCAUAAGGCAGGUGGCCAUCCUCCCCAACAAGGCGCUCUUCAUUCUCACGGGAACGCUCGAAAACCUGUAUGAAGCCCACGCAGCGACAGUCAAGGCGAUCUAUGACGGCUACGAACGCGUGCGACAGCGCAAGCAGCAGCAGCGCGACCGAGACUACUCGCCCGACCGGUCGUCCUACGACAAGAAGCACGACUACAAGAGCGCCCGCCACUCAAGCGAAGAGCGCUGGACGACCAAAGCCAUCUUGCCGACACCACCGCGCGUCGAUGCCUCACCGCCGCGCAGCAGCAUGAGUCCGCGGGCCGUGCACGUGACGCCGGUCGUGCCACCGCCGGUCAUGCCCUUCCCGUACCAACCAGUCCCCGCGCCCAUGCCGUCAGCAUGGGAGGCGAGUGCGAAUGGGUGGAAGCUCCACGACGCCUACGAGCGCAGCCAGUGUUGCCGUCGCCCGCCCACUGGACCCCCGCCGACCGCCGCCGACAACAACGACGACACCAACAACCACGACGACGACAACCACAACGGCACCAACGACGACGGCAACAACAACGACGGCACCAACGACGACGGCAACAACAACGACGGCACCAACGACGACGGCAACAACGACGACGGCAACAACCACGACGACGACACCAACAACGGCAACAACCACGACGACAACAACGACACCAACACCAACGACGACACCAACGACGACGACGACAAGAUCGUGCAGCUGAGCCGGUCGACGACACCGGUGGCGGCGCAGCGCACGACGAUCGUCAACCUCGGUGGCAUCAACAAGUCAUGCGUGGACUUUUGCAACACGGAAGAUCGACUCAAGCGCCCACUGAGCGACCCGCCAAUGCCGCCGGCCAAGACCCAGCGCACACUGCUCUCAGACAUGGCGUCAGGAGCCGGACGCACCGUCUACUUGGCCGACGCGACUUCGAGUCGGUACAGCAGUAGCACGUCCCGUCGCCACGUGACAUUGGUGAGCGGCACGCCGGACAAGAGCAGCGACGACAGCCACCGGCAACGGGCGACCAACGACAGCAGCGCGUCCGCUAAAACACCGAGCGCAUCGUCUGUGUCCUCGACGACCGCUUCGGCGGCUACGACGGCUACGACGGCUACGACCGCUGCGGCCGCUACGGCGGCUUCGGACGGCGCUUCCUCAUCGGUCGUCGCCUCGGGUCGCGAACCGUCGCCACCACGGUCCGUUGCUUCUAGCCGCGCACCGUCGCCGGUGGCCGUCAAGGCGGCCCCGGCCCCACCGUCGUCGGUCGAGCCGCCACGAUCCCGCGCGUCGAUCCCAUUGAUGCAAACCCAGGUCGAGAUGCGCGUGGACAUGGACACGGCCGACAAGAUUUUGACGGGAGGCGGGUUGCGCCGACUAGCACAAGCGUCGAGCGCCGUCGUGAGCUUUCAGAUCGACCCGCUGGACGCCAACAUGACCAAGAUCCUCCUGGCCGGCGACCUCCUCGCAGUCAUACAAGUGCAGCAAGAAAUCAACGCGAUCCUCCACAGCUAG
Saprolegnia parasitica CBS 223.65 is the source of this 2151-nucleotide messenger RNA. RefSeq lists its product as hypothetical. NCBI's taxonomy places the organism in Eukaryota, Oomycota, Saprolegniomycetes, Saprolegniales, Saprolegniaceae. The record is from RefSeq and is a predicted model, not a curated record. Gene Ontology annotation, molecular function: RNA binding. Bases 1 to 2151 code for a protein of 716 amino acids. The transcript is spliced from 4 exons.